AAAAACAUUUGGACUACAAUGUUGUCUGUUGUGUUGUGUUUUUUUUUUUUUUUUAUAUAUACAAAGAAAACUAAGUAAAUAAUUCUCAGGGUCAAAUGUAAAAAUGUUUUCUUUUUUUUGACAAGUAGAUUUUUGUGACAGUAAUAAUAUUUAUUUAAAAAAAAUAUGAAAAAAAAAUAUUUUCUCAAUCCAUAUAAUUGCAUUAUUGCAUUAUAAUAUUAAUAAAAAAUUGACAGUUAAAUAUUCAUGUCAUUGUGGUUGUUGUUAAUAAUAAUAAUUUAAUAAAUAUUGUGUAAUCCAAAUGAAGAUAUUACUCAUUAAAAAUUAAUAUUUAAAAUGAGUCAUUUAAUGAUAUAAAUUUUAUAUUUAUUUUUAUUUUUAUAUAUAAAUUAAUGUGAGCUAAUUUAAAUAAUUAUCGUAAUUUGUUUAAUUAAUAUAACAGUAUUGUGAUGUUACUGUUAUCAAUGAAGUAAAUUUUUUUUAUUUUUACCUUGGCAACUCGAUAACUCACAGUCUUAUCUCUCUCUUGAUGUGUUUUUUUUUUCUUUUCAUAAUCACUUGGAUAACUCACCUCAGCAACCAAGUGGAUUAUUGAAUUUUUAAAUUUCACAAUUUUAUGAAAUUGAUAGAUAAAUAAUAAAAUAAUUAAAUAAAAGCUGUAUUACAAUGGCAUCAAGUAAAAGUCCUGGAAAAAUAACUCUAGGAAUGAUGAGAGGUAAAUCAAUAACAACAUCAGUACCAGUUAUACGUUAUCAUGCAAGUGAUGAUGAACUUGAAGAACUUUAUCCAAGUACAGAUGAUGAAAAAAUAACAGCAACAAUUGAAUUAGAUAAAUCAUCACCAAAAUCAAGUCCAUUAAAAUGUAAUAAAUCAAAUAAUGAUAUUAAUGAUGAUAAUCAAAAUGACAAUGAAACAUGUGGACAAACACAAACAGAUCCAUGGAAAAUGUUAUCAGAUAUACGUGGUAAAAUAACAAAAACAUUUGAAGAUAAAUUAUUAGAAAUUAAAAAUGAUAAAAAAGAUAAAAAAAAAUUACACAGAAGUAUAGAUAAUUCAAGUAUAAGUGAUACAGAAGAUUUAGGUGAUACAACACCAACUGAAGAUUCAAUUAAUGAUGAUGAUAAAAUUAAUGAAAUAAUUGCAGCUAGAGGUAUACGUAAAAGACAAAAAUCAUCAUCAAGAUUUAAUUUUUCAAUGAUUAAAACUGGUAUUAAAACUAAAAAUAAUAUUAACAAUAAUUCUAUAAUUAUCAAUAAUAAUGAUAAUGAUAAAAUUGAUGAUUGUGUUGAAAGUGGUAUUGAAGCUGCUGAAUUAAAUGAUUUUAAUCAAAUUGAUUUAUUAUUUAAAAGCAAUAAUAAACAAUCUGAUGUAUCAAAUAUUAUUAAUAUAAAAAAUAUAAAUAAUAAUACAACAAUAAAUAAUAAACAACAAUUAUUAUUUAAUGAAUUAAAAAAACAAAUUAUAUAUCAUGCAAUAUUUUUACCACUUGUAUUGUGGAUAUUUUAUUAUUUAUUACCAUUACCAAAAUAUAUAACUGGUUUAUUUGCUGGUAUAUUUAUAACAAUAACAAUUCAAAAAGUAAUUGAAAAAAUUAAAAAUUUAUUAUCAAUUGAACCAGUUGAAAUAAAUACAAAUAAUAAUAAUUCAUUAUCAUUUGUUGAAAUUUUACCAGUUGAAGAAUACUCUGUUAUUGAAAAAUUUGAAGGUUGGCUAAAUGAAUUACCAUAUGAUUAUGAUCCUGAUAAUUAUCAUGUUGCAAGAACAAAUACAAUAUUUUUAAAACUUGAAAAUGAUUAUUUAAAAAUUAUGGAAACACGUAGUCGUAUACCAAAACGUGCUGUAUGGAAUGAAACAAAUAUAAAACCAAAAUUUACAAGAAAACGUGUUUAUUCAUUGGCUGGUGCAACUGUUGAAUUAUUACCAGAUGGUUUAACAAGAAGAAGAAGAUGGAGUAAAAAAUAUCCAAUAUGUGUGACAUUUAAUCGUGAGGGUAUUGUUGAAAAUGUUAUUAUUGAUUCACCAUCAGAUGAUGAAGAUAAUAAUAUUGAUAAAGAUAAAGAUAAAAUUAUUAUUGAUAAAAAUGAUGAUAUUGAUGAUGAUGAUGGUGAUGAUGAUGAUACAACAAAAGAUUUAAAUGAUAUAUUUGAAGAUUGUGAAGAUGAGGAUGAUUGUGCUAGAUUAAAAAUAUUUAUAUUUGGUAGAACAGAUAGACAAAAAGAAGAUUGGUAUAGAAGAUUGACACUAGCAGCGAAAUCAACCAACAAAAGAAACUCAAUACAAUCAACAAAAGAGCUGACAUCAUCACCAAGUUCAUCGUCAUUGAGUCAAUCAAAUGGUGAAGGAAAAGCAACAAAUUUAACAACAACACCAACAACAACAACAGCAACAACAGACACACCUACUGAUGAAUUAUCAUACGAAGCAUACAUGGCCCGUUAUACUGAUAAUCAAUCAACACCAACAACAGAUUCUAAUAUUACAAUAACAGAUAAUAAUAAUAAUAUACAAUGGUUUAAUGCAAUAGUUGGACGUAUAUUAUUUGAUAUGCAUAAAUGUCCAGAUAUGAUAAAUGUUAUACAAGAUAAAAUUCAACGUAAAUUAUCAAAUAUUAAAUUACCAUAUUUCAUGGAAAGUUUAUUAAUAUCAGAAUUAGUUAUUGGACAAGGUGCACCAAUAAUAAAUAAAUCAUCAAAACCAACAAUUGAUGAAAGAGGAUUAUGGAUUGAUCUUGAUAUGUUGUAUGAAUGUGAUGUUACAAUGACUGUUGAAACAAAAUUAAAUUUAAUGAAAUUAACAAAAGCAAGAUCAAUGUCUAAUAAUUUAAAUGACAGUAGUUUAUUAUGUGGUAGUCCAAGAUCAAAUAAAUCACCAAUGUUUGAUGAUAAUGUUGAGGAUAGUCCUGAAACAUCAACUGAAGAUGAUGACAGUAUACAAAUGCCAUCAAAUAAUUCAAGAGAAUCAACACCAGUGCAAUCUUCGGGUCGUAAGUUUCUCAGCAUGGUUGACAAAUUGGCAUCAAAUAAAUAUUUUCAACAUGCUGCUGAAUUGUCAUAUGUUCGUCGUGCUAUGGAGGGAGUAUCAAAUACAGAGAUACGUUUGAUGGUAAGUGUAUCAAGUAUUGAAGGAUGUCUAUCAAUAAAUAUACCACCAUCACCAUCAGAUAGAUUUUGGUAUGGUUUUAAACCAACACCUAAAAUUAAUCUUGAUGCAAGACCAGCUGUUGGUGAACGUGCUGUUAAUAUUGGCUAUGUUACUAAUUUGAUAAAAACAAAAUUACUUAAAGAAUUUGAAAAAGUUGUUGUAUUACCAAAUAUGGAUGAUCUUGUGAUACCACUCUGUCCAAAUUUUCCUUAUCACAUUUAAAAGGAAAAUAAUUCAGUCCAAUAUUAUUCAUAACAGUCAAGUUUUUUUUUUAUAUUUAUCACAAUUUUUAUUUAAUAGAUGAAUCAUUUUUCUGUUUUUCUUUUGUUUUAUAUCAAUGUUAUUAUUAUUAAAUAUUAAUUUUAUUACUUGUGAUAAUUAUGAUUAAUUCAAUCAAUAGUCAUUGUAAUUAAUGACUUUACAAUAUUGAAAAAGAAAAAAAUAUUUGUGAUUAGUAUUAUUUAUUAUAAACACAAAAAUGUUGUUUCACAUUUUGGAUAUAAUUUAAUGAUAAAACAACGAAAAUUGAUAUUUAAUUUAAUUAUUAUCAAAUGGGAAAUUUAUUUGGUGUUAAUUUUUAUUAUUUUUUAAGUUUAUAUAUAUUUUUUCUUUAAAUUAUUGCAUUUUUGUAAGUUAGUAUGAAUUAUUAACAAAAAAAAAAGUGAUAAUUUCGUAAUUAAUUUGAUGUUUAAAUAAUUUGAUGGACCAAUCAAUGAGAAUAAAUAAGAGCAAAAGAACAAUAUGCCAAAGUAAAAAUGAAAAUGAGAAAAAAAAAAAAAAAAACAAAACAAAAAAAUUUAUACUGUGUGUGGAUAUAAAAUUAGUUUUUUGUCAUUAAAAUUUUUAUUGUGACAAUGUAAACAUAAUUGUUGUUGUCGUUUUGUUUUUUUUUUUUUUAUUUAAAUUAAAUAAUACAAAUCGAGCACUUGACUACAAAAAAAAAAAAAAACACAUUUUCUACAUCGUUAUUAGCCUUUUUCAUCCGUGUUUUCCAUUGUUUGUUACGAAAAGAAAAAUAAAAAAAUUUGUAUGUGUAAAUAAACAAUCAAUAAACAUAAAUAAUAUAUUUGUCA
Molecule: messenger RNA, 4214 nt
Organism: Aphidius gifuensis
Lineage: Eukaryota; Metazoa; Arthropoda; Insecta; Hymenoptera; Braconidae
Product: testis-expressed protein 2
Exons: 6
Coding region: 667-3363 (898 amino acids)
Cellular component (GO): endoplasmic reticulum
Molecular function (GO): lipid binding
Source: RefSeq, a predicted model, not a curated record